AUGGACACGCCUCGGCUCUGCGAUAUGGCAUUUGGGCCUUGCCAGAUUGAUGGUAUCAAGGCAGAGCAGAUAUUUACAGGGAUAUCGAAGCAGAUAAUUGAAUAUCAAAUUGCUUUGUCUCAGCUCGCCGAGGACAUUAAAUCAAAUAGUAUUCCGAUCACAUAUGAGAGCAUAGUGUCAAAGAUAGACGAAAUUAUUUUUCCUGUCCAAAAUUCUCUUCAACUUGUUGAGAGCCUCGGUGUUACUAACAAUGAUCCCGCAUGGCGUCUUAUCACCAGCCGUUUAACUUCCAAGCUUCUACGCGCCCAGAGUGAGCACCUGUAUAGCAAUGCUGAAAUUUAUGGUGCCCUACAUAAGGUUCUUCUUGAGUUGCGUCCGCAGGAUAACCUCAAAAGAGGAGUAGUUGAGCAACUGCUGGCCGAAGGUUGGUCCAACGGAGCAGCUCUCGCCUCUGCUGCUUCGGGUAAGGUUGAAUCAUGUAGCUCCUGUGGUAUCCCUCACUUUCCACAUAAGAACGGGAAGGGAAGCUGCCGAAAAUCUCUUAGCCAACUCUUUUACCUUCGCUCCGAGCUGAUGAAGGCGGAAAACAUGUUUGAACAGAUGGUCACCAACAGUGCCUAUGUCAGUUCUCCUGAAACUAUCAGCCAGGCCUCAAUCACUGGUCGCUACGACAAUGCUAGACGAAUUGGUGCCCAGUUGCCCAGCUACCUUACGAACGUACUUAUUCCGAAUUCGUCUGGAUAUAUACCUGUUGCGGAGUCCGAUCUCUCCUCCUCUGCUCCUUAUUGGUUUCCCUAUGCACUGGGCGGGAAGCAGGAGGGCGGCUACUUUAAGGACAUGCGCGUUAAUCUGGGUAUCGAUAAAUCCGCCAAUAUGUUCCUCUGCCAUUGUAGUAAUAGAGAGCUGCGGCGGGUGGUGUGGCAGGCGCUGGUGCAGCGAGCGAGUCAGCGCACCUUCGGUGGCUCCUCGGGUCAGCACGCUUCUAACGAUGGUCGAAUUGAACAAAUGCGGCGUCUACGCGCCCAAGUUGCCUCUACCAUGGGUGCACCCGACUGGCUCUCCCUCGUAUGGCGCCGCACUGCCGUCAGUGGCCGUGGGCCCUCCAGUCCCGAUGACCUUGUCGACAAGGUCCUCGAACCAAUUCGCAAAAAACUCCUCCCUCUCGGUAAAAUCGAGUGGACCAUCCUCAAUGAAUGGGCUGAGUCUCAUCUGCGCAUCUCCCCUAGCCUGGAACAUUACGACAUCGCGUACGCGAUAGAGCAGUACAAUUUCACAAUGUCGUUGGCGCCGGGAUCAAGUCUCUCCAUGGACCCUCGGUACAGGCGCGUCCUGCCUUUCGAGGCAAGCAUAGACCGCAUCUUUGGGCGUCUCGGUGACCUAUUUGGCCUCACAGUUGCAAGACUGCCCGUGGGUGUGGGUCACGCGACCCGUCUUGGCAUCACCGACAGUUUCUCGUACGAAGUUGUCGACGCCGGUGGGAGGGGCAUCAAACUCGGUGAGAUCCUAGUUGAUCUCAAUCCCAAGCAUCACUUCGGCGCGGCGUCUUUCGGCAGCGUGACGCCUGUGCCUCUAGUGACUCGCUUUCCACUGCCUUCAAAGUCGCCUUCCUCAGUUGCCGCCGAGGUUUCGAUUGCCUGCAUGUUCGGUAAUCUCUCCUCUGACGCUAUUCGUAUCGGUCUCUCAGAGAUAGAGGCGCUAGACAUUGCGUCGGCAUUCGGCAGGUGCCUGCAGCACGUCGUCAGCCGCACACCCUCCUACACCUUCACGGGUCUAACCAUGCCCAUGCCGGGUGCGAGCUUCGCUGGUUCGACUGGGGGCAUUCCUGUUAGGGACAACUCCUUUUUAACCCAGGAUCUUAUCAAACUCCUUCUUAUUCGCUCCGGGCCCAUGCGCCAAGCCAUCUUCGGAGAUGCUCUUGGUGAUUCUGGGACUAAUCGCGUUGUUGUCAACACCGCGCAUGGCAUAAGCCGAGUGAUGGCACUGCCGUUCCUACGCACUCUAUAUGAAUCGCGAUUUGACCUUGAGUUGUGGGCGAAGGGUCGGUCGGCGUGGAAGACGUGGCAUGCUCUCUCGGAGUCGUUAUGGCUGCAACAUAUGCCCUACCCAUACCACCCUGAUGACCAAUGGGCUUGUUCUGCUUUGGGUAUUUUUGGAUCCCGCGGUAUUCCUGGCAUGCGCUACUUCGAAGUUUGGCGUCAGGUCAUCGCUUUUGACUGUCUCUCCGCCUUCAUUGAGGCUGGCUUCGAUAAACAGUGGGAUGCGCAACAGGUUAAGGGCCUGUUCAUUCAAUACAGAAAAACAGUUCUUGACCCGGGAACGGCGCUCUCUUGCCGCAGCACUUUCCAGGCCUUCAGGGGUCGCGAUCCCUUACCAGACGCUCUCCUGAAAACCUUCGAUGUCUCACAUAAACUGCUUCGGCGAUCUGCUUUUUCCUCCAACUCAGUUCCUCCCGAGGCUGUUGCGACGCAAUAG
Messenger RNA from Echinococcus granulosus, 2472 nucleotides. RefSeq names its product subfamily M3A non-peptidaseue (M03 family). Bases 1 to 2472 code for a protein of 823 amino acids. Lineage: Eukaryota; Metazoa; Platyhelminthes; Cestoda; Cyclophyllidea; Taeniidae. Gene Ontology annotation, biological process: proteolysis; peptide metabolic process. The transcript has 9 exons. Gene Ontology annotation, molecular function: metalloendopeptidase activity. The record is from RefSeq and is a predicted model, not a curated record.